AAGCCUUCCUUAAAGGUAUCCUGUCCAAUUAUGUCGCAGAUGCCAUCUUCCGCUCCCCUGCCCUUCUUGGCUCAUUAGAGAUCAUCGGCAGCCCUGCAAUUUUAGUCUCUCGCGUGGUGAGCGGGUUGAAAGACUUAGUAAUGCUUUCAGCCAGCGGAUCAUUAACGGGGGCCGGCCGAGGACUCCUGUCGCUUACAAGGCACGUUGUGGGAGGAACACUUGCUAGUCUGGCCGGGUUUUCGUCCUCCGUGCGUCGGAACCUGGAACCCGGAGAGCGAGUGCGGGGAGGGCAGCCGCAUGGCAUCCACGACGCGCAUUUUCAUCGCCGCAGUGGAAGCGUUGAAUUUUCUGGGAAUGGAGGCACAAGAGCGGGGAAAGGAGAGGAAGGAAGGCGAUUGUCACUACCGGCUGGACUUGAUGUCGGCGGG
Nannochloropsis gaditana CCMP526 is the source of this 428-nucleotide messenger RNA. RefSeq names its product vacuolar protein sorting-associated 13b-like protein. The annotation marks the transcript as partial. The record is from RefSeq and is a predicted model, not a curated record. The transcript has a single exon.